Molecule: messenger RNA, 1353 nt
Organism: Diprion similis
Lineage: Eukaryota; Metazoa; Arthropoda; Insecta; Hymenoptera; Diprionidae
Product: major royal jelly protein 1-like
Exons: 5
Coding region: 22-1308 (428 amino acids)
Cellular component (GO): extracellular region
Source: RefSeq, a predicted model, not a curated record
UUAGAUCCAAUACCGGAGAAAAUGAUGAUCCUAUUUCAACCGACGUGGAUAUUGCCGAUAAUAUUGGCUUGCACUGGUUGCUGUUUGGCGGAUCUGGACGUAUUGUAUACGUGGAAGUACGUAGAUUACGUCUGGGAGAACGACACUCAGAAAGAAGCUGCGAUCGCUUCUGGUCAAUGCGAUGCUACAAAAAUCGCUAUUAACGAUGUUCAACAACUUCCAGACGGUCGGGUGCUGGUAACCACUCCGAAGUAUUUCGACAUCCCCGCGAGUUUGUCCGUGAUUUCGAAUACGUCAGGUGAUGGCGGUCCGCUACUGGAGCCCUAUCCCGACUGGAGUUGGCAUACGACAGAACGAGGUAGCUCCGCCAUUAUCAGCGUCAACAGAGUGAAGGUAGAUAAGUGCGACAGACUUUGGGUCGUUGACUCCGGGAAAAUAGGAAACGAGCAAGUAUCGCCAGCUCGUAUUCUGAGAUUCAACCCCGCUACGGACGAGUUAGUCGAAAGCAUUGAGAUUCCAGACGAAUUGUCCCACAAUCCCAAUGACGCGAGCAAAGGAAAACUCGAACUACAAGCGGUCGAAACGGAGGGGGAUUGUUGUGAAAAGACUUGGGUAUACAUUGCAGAUCUGGAGGGAUGGGGUCUCCUCAUCUACAACGGAUCUGACAUAUGGCGCAUUAACAACGAUAAACUCUUUGCCCCACAAGAGCCGUACACCACCUUCUCUCUCAAUAAUGAGAAUGUAACGUUAACUACUGGACUAUCCAGUAUGCUGAUCCUGCCCGAUGGAUUCUUAAGAGAAAAAUCGACAAUCUUCAAGCCCAUGGCUUCGGAAGUCGGGUACGGUGGCUCCGUUGACGAUCUACACAACUCUUUCACGGGGAACGACGUCAGGUACUACAAGACCAACUUCACCGCCCCUAGCCAAGAACUUGCGAGAGAUAUAUCCUCGGAUGGUAUUCUGAUAGCCGGUUUUCCCACCGUCUCGAUCCUUGCCUGCUGGAAUAUACAGUGGCCCUUGUACGAUGCCAACGUGGUAACCCUACAAACGAGUGACGAGUAUUUACAAUUCGUCAGUGGUGUAAAAAUUACCGAAGGAAUUCAAAACGGGGUCGAAGGUGAGAAUGUGUGGGUUGCGUCGAUCCAUUUACAGCAGUUCAUCUCGGGCACCCUGGACAUCACUGAAGAUAAUUAUUUCAUCCUCGGCGGAAAUGUGAAAACCCUUGUGAACGGCACCAAUUGUCAAACUCGGCCACACCCGUUGGUCGACGAUCUCAACGACAAGUUCUUUUUCUCUUACAAUCCAUAAUUCUUUCCGUCCAAGCUCCAUUUUCUCUGUCAUAUAAGUACUUUC